GGCCGGGCGGGCCGGCUGGCUGGGAAGAUGGCGGCGGGAGCCCUGGCCGCCGCCGCGGAGAGGGCCCGGGGCGUCCGGCGUGCGCCCAUCGGGGCCGGGGCCGGGCCAUGAGCGCGCCGCCCUCGCGUCCCGGAGCCGCGGAGCCCGCCCGCGCCCCUAGCCAUGGCGCGGCUCGCGGACUACUUCGUGCUGGUGGCGUUCGGGCCGCACCCGCGCGGGAGCGGGGAAGGCCAGGGCCAGAUCCUGCAGCGCUUCCCCGAGAAGGACUGGGAGGACAACCCCUUCCCCCAGGGCAUCGAGCUGUUCUGCCAGCCCAGCGGGUGGCAGCUGUGUCCUGAGAGGAACCCGCCGACCUUCUUCGUCGCCGUCCUCACCGACAUCAACUCGGAGCGGCACUACUGCGCCUGCCUGACCUUCUGGGAGCCGGCGGAGCCCGCGCAGGCGGCUGCGGGCGCCGAGGACGCCGCGGGGCGGGACGAGGAGGCGGACGAGGGAGGCUCCGGGCGCCUCUCACCCGCGGCGUCCGGCCCGCCGGGCCCGCUGUUCGCUCCCAAGACCCUGGUGCUGGUGUCGCGGCUGGACCACGCGGACGUGUUCAGGAACAGCCUGGGGCUCAUCUACACCAUCCACGUGGAGGGCCUCAACGUGGGCCUGGAGAGCGUGGUCGGGAACCUGCUCACCUGCGUUAUCCCCCUGGCGGGGGGCUCACAGAGAACCAUCUCUCUGGGGGCCGGUGACCGGCAGGUCAUCCAGACCCCGCUCACGGAGUCACUGCCCGUCAGCCGCUGCAGCGUGGCCCUGCUCUUCCGCCAGCUAGGCAUCAGCAACGUGCUGUCUCUGUUCUGCGCCGCCCUCACGGAGCACAAGGUGCUCUUCCUGUCCCGCAGCUACCAGCGCCUCGCCGACGCCUGCCGUGGCCUCCUGGCGCUGCUGUUCCCUCUCCGAUACAGCUUCACCUACGUGCCCAUCCUGCCGGCCCAGCUGCUGGAGGUCCUCAGCACGCCCACGCCCUUCAUCAUCGGCGUCAAUGCGGCCUUCCAGGCAGAGACCCAGGAGCUGCUGGAUGUGAUUGUGGCUGACCUGGACGGAGGGACAGUGACUGUUCCCGAGUGUGUGAGCGUCCCCCCGCUGCCAGAGCCGCUGCAGAGCCAGACACACAGUGUCCUGAGCAUGGUCCUGGACCCAGAGCUGGAGCUGGCCGACCUCGCCUUCCCGCCCCCCGCAGCGUCCCCCUCCUCCCUGAAGAUGCAGGACAAGGAGCUGCGUGCCGUCUUCCUGCGGCUCUUCGCUCAGCUCCUGCAGGGCUACCGCUGGUGUCUGCACAUGGUCCGCAUCCACCCAGAGCCCGUCAUCCGCUUUCACAAGGCAGCCUUCCUGGGCCAGCGCGGGCUGGUGGAGGACGACUUCCUGAUGAAGGUGCUGGAGGGCAUGGCCUUCGCCGGCUUCGUGUCGGAGCGCGGGGUCCCCUACCGCCCGACGGACCUGUUCGAUGAGCUGGUGGCCCACGAGGUGGCGCGGAUGCGGGCGGACGAGAGCCACCCCCAGCGAGUCCUGCGUCACGUCAAGGAGCUGGCGGAACAGCUCUACAAGAACGAGAACCCAUACCCCGCCGUGGCCAUGCACAAGGUGCAGAGGCCGGGCGAGGCCAGCCACCUGCGGCGGGCGCCCCGGCCCUUCCCCCGGCUGGACGAGGGUGUGGUGCAGUGGAUCGUGGACCAGGCCACGGCCAAGAUGCAGGGCGCACCCCCGGCUGUGAAGGCCGAGAGGAGGACCACCGUGCCCUCGGGCCCCCCCAUGACCGCCAUCCUGGAGCGGAGCAGUGGGCUCCACGGCAACAGUGCUCGCCGGCUGGAGGUGGUUCGGAACUGCAUCUCCUACGUGUUCGAGGGGAAGAUGCUCGAGGCCAAGAAGCUGCUCCCAGCUGUGCUGCGGGCCCUGAAGGGGCGCGCCGCCCGCCGCUGCCUGGUCCAGGAGCUGCACCUGCACGUGCAGCAGAACCGGGCCGUGCUGGACCACCAGCAGUUUGACUUCGUCGUCCGCAUGAUGAACUGCUGCCUGCAGGACUGCACCUCCCUGGACGAGCACGGCAUCGCCGCCGCACUGCUGCCCCUGGUCACAGCCUUCUGCCGGAAGCUGAGCCCGGGGGUGACGCAGUUCGCGUACAGCUGCGUGCAGGAGCACGUGGUGUGGAGCACCCCGCAGUUCUGGGAGUCCAUGUUCUACGGGGACGUGCAGGCCCACAUCCGGGCCCUCUACCUGGAGCCGGCCGAGGACUGGGGCCCCUCCCAGGUUGCGGAGGCACCGGCAGAGGACGAGCGCUCCGCCCUGGAUGUGGCGUCCGAGCAGAGGCGUCUGUGGCCGACGCUGAGCCGGGAAAAGCAGCAGGAGCUGGUGCAGAAAGAGGAGAGCACGGUGUUCAGCCAGGCCAUCCACUACGCCAACCGCAUGAGCUACCUGCUGCUGCCCUUGGACUCCAGCAAGAGCCGCCUGCUGCGCGAGCGCGCGGGGCUGGGUGACCCCGAGAGCGCCAGCAACAGCCUGGUCACCAGCAGCAUGGCAGGCAGCGUGGCAGAGAGCUACGACACCGAAAGCGGCUUUGAGGACGCAGAGACCUGUGACGUGGCCGGGGCUGUUGUCCGCUUCAUCAACCGCUUCGUGGACAAGGUCUGCACAGAGAGUGGGGUCACCAGCGAGCACCUCAAGGGGCUGCAUGUCAUGGUGCCAGACAUCGUCCAGAUGCACAUCGAGACCCUGGAGGCCGUGCACCGGGAGAGCAAGAGGCUGCCCCCCAUCCAGAAGCCGAAACUGCUGCGGCCACGCCUGCUGCCCGGCGAGGAGUGUAUGCUGGACGGCCUGCGCGUCUACCUGCUGCCCGACGGGCGCGAGGAGGGCUCGGGCGGCAGCGGGGGCGGCCCCGCGCUGCUGCCAGCAGAGGGGGCUGUCUUUCUCACCACCUACCGGGUCAUCUUCACGGGGAUGCCCACCGACCCCCUGGUGGGGGAGCAGGUGGUGGUCCGCUCCUUCCCGGUGGCUGCGCUGACCAAGGAGAAGCGCAUCAGCGUGCAGACCCCCGUGGACCAGCUCCUGCAGGACGGGCUGCAGCUGCGCUCCUGCACAUUCCAGCUGCUGCGGAUGGCCUUCGACGAGGAGGUGGGGUCCGACAGCGCCGAGCUCUUCCGCAAGCAGCUGCACCGGCUGCGGUUCCCGCCGGACAUCAGGGGCACCUUCGCCUUCACGCUGGGCUCUGCGCACACCCCCGGCCGGCCUCCGCGGGCUACCAAGGACAAGGCGCCCUCCCUCAGGACCCUGUCCCGGAACCUCGUGAAGAACGCCAAGAAGACCAUUGGGCGGCAGUACGUCACUCGGAAGAAGUACAACCCCCCCAGCUGGGAGCACCGGGGUCAGCCGCCCCCCGAGGACCAGGAGGAUGAGAUCUCAGUGUCGGAGGAGCUGGAGCCCAGCACGCUGACCCCGACUUCCGCCCUGAAGCCCUCUGACCGCAUGACCAUGAGCAGCCUGGUGGAGCGGGCGUGCUGCCGGGACUACCAGCGCCUGGGCCUGGGCACGCUGAGCAGCAGCCUGAGCCGCGCCAAGUCAGAGCCCUUCCGCGUCUCUCCGGUCAACCGCAUGUACGCCAUCUGCCGCAGCUACCCGGGGCUGCUGAUCGUGCCCCAGAGCGUCCAGGACAACGCCCUGCAGCGCGUCUCCCGCUGCUACCGCCAGAACCGCUUCCCCGUGGUCUGCUGGCGCAGCGGGCGCUCGAAGGCCGUGCUGCUGCGCUCGGGAGGCCUGCAUGGCAAGGGGGUCGUCGGCCUCUUCAAGGCCCAGAAUGCGCCUUCUCCAGGCCAGUCCCAGGCGGACUCCAGCAGCCUGGAGCAGGAGAAGUACCUGCAGGCCGUGGUCAGCUCCAUGCCCCGCUACGCCGACAUGUCGGGCCGCAACACCCUCAGCGGCUUCUCCUCGGCCCACCUGGGCGGCCACGUGCCCAGCCCCCGAGCCAGGGUCACCACGCUGUCCAACCCCAUGGCGGCCUCGGCCUCCAGACGGACCGCUCCCCGAGGUAAAUGGGGCAGUGUCCGUGCCAGCGGGCGCAGCGGUGGGCUCAGCGGUGACGUGGGCUCUCGGCUAGCAGGCAGGGACACGCUGGCACCCCCCCAGGCCAACGGGGCUCCCCCCGACCCAGGCUUUCUGCGGCCCCAGCGUGCAGCCCUCUACAUCAUCGGGGACAAGGCCCAGCUCAAGGGAGUGCGGCCGGACCCCCUGCAGCAGUGGGAGCUGGUGCCCAUCGAGGUGUUCGAGGUGCGGCAGGUGAAGACCAGCUUCAAGAAGCUGCUGAAGGCGUGUGUCCCAGGCUGUCCCGCCACCGAGCCCAGCCCGGCCUCCUUCCUGCGCUCGCUGGAGGACUCCGAGUGGCUGACCCAGAUACACAAGCUGCUGCAGGUGUCGGUGCUGGUGGUGGAGCUCCUGGACUCGGGCUCCUCCGUCCUGGUGAGCCUGGAGGAUGGCUGGGACAUCACCACCCAGGUGGUGUCCCUGGUGCAGCUGCUCUCAGACCCCUUCUACCGCACCCUGGAUGGCUUCCGCCUGCUGGUCGAGAAGGAGUGGCUGUCCUUCGGCCACCGCUUCAGCCACCGCGGGGCCCACACGCUGGCCGGGCAGAGCAGUGGCUUCACGCCCGUGUUCCUGCAGUUCCUGGACUGUGUGCACCAGGUCCAUCUGCAGUUCCCCAUGGAGUUCGAGUUCAGCCCCUUCUACCUCAAGUUUCUCGGCUACCACCACGUGUCCCGCCGCUUCCGGACCUUCCUGCUGGACUCGGAUUACGAGCGCAUCGAGCUGGGGCUGCUGUAUGAGGAGAAGGGGGAGCGCAGGGGCCCGCAGCCCUGCAGGUCCGUGUGGGAGUACGUGGACCGGCUGAGCAAGCGGACGCCGGCGUUCUACAACUACAUGUACGCACCUGAGGACUCGGAGGUCCUGCGGCCCUACAGCAACGUGUCCAACCUGAGGGUGUGGGACUUCUACACGGAGGAGGCGCUGUCCGAGGGCCCCCCCUACGACUGGGAGCUGGCCCAGGGGCCGCCAGAGCCCCUGGAGGAGGAGCGGCCGGACGGGGGCGCCCCCCAGAGCAGGCGCCGUGUGGUGUGGCCCUGCUACGACAGCCGCCCCCGCGCCCAGCCCGACGCCAUCUCCCGUCUGCUGGAGGAGCUGCAGCGGCUGGAGGUGGAGCUGGGCCGGCCCCCCGAGCGCUGGAAGGACACCUGGGACCGGGUGAAGGCCGCGCAGCGCCUGGAAGGCCGGCUGGACAGACGGGGCGCCCCCAGCUCCCUGCUGGUGUCCAGUGUGCCCCACCACCGCCGCUCGCUGGGUGUGUACCUGCAGGAGGGGCCCGUGGGCUCCACCCUGAGCCUCAGCCUGGACAGCGACCAGAGCAGUGGCUCGACCACGUCCGGCUCCCGCCAGGCCGCCCGCCGCAGCACCAGCACCCUGUACAGCCAGUUCCAGACCGCCGAGAGUGAGAACAGGUCCUACGAGGGCACCCUCUACAAGAAGGGGGCCUUCAUGAAACCCUGGAAGGCUCGCUGGUUCGUGCUGGACAAGACCAAGCACCAGCUGCGCUACUACGACCACCGCGUGGACACGGAGUACAAGGGCAUCAUCGACCUGGCGGAGGUGGAGGCCGUGGCGCCAGGCACGCCCACCAUGGGUGCCCCCAAGACCGUGGAUGAGAAGGCCUUCUUUGAUGUGAAGACGACGCGCCGUGUUUACAACUUCUGUGCCCAGGACGUGCUGUCGGCCCAGCAGUGGGUGGACCAGAUCCAGAGCUGCCUGUCGGACGCCUGAGCCUGGCCCUGCGCAGCCGCUCUGCGUCCCGUGACAGACCACUAGGGGUGGGCAGGGCCCCCCGGCCAUGUUUACAGCCCCCGCCCUCGACAGUAUUGUGGCCCCGUCCCCAAACUCAUGUGUACAGCCCCCGCCCGCCCGGCCAGCCCUCGCUCACGUCCGAGUCCUGGCUGAGCGCCGGCCGGGCGGCACCAUGGUACAGCCCUCUCCGCGGGCCUGUAAAUAGCCCAGCCCCAGCCGCGUGGUGGCCCUGGCCGGCCCGCAGCCAACCUGUUCCUACACCCAGAGUCUAUAAAGAGAACUAACUAUG
This is a messenger RNA of Phyllostomus hastatus (greater spear-nosed bat), 6148 nucleotides long. RefSeq names its product SET binding factor 1 (gene SBF1). NCBI's taxonomy places the organism in Eukaryota, Metazoa, Chordata, Mammalia, Chiroptera, Phyllostomidae. The coding region runs from base 163 to 5838 and encodes 1891 amino acids. The transcript is spliced from 41 exons. The record is from RefSeq and is a predicted model, not a curated record.